Molecule: messenger RNA, 703 nt
Organism: Papaver somniferum (opium poppy)
Lineage: Eukaryota; Viridiplantae; Streptophyta; Magnoliopsida; Ranunculales; Papaveraceae
Product: DNA-directed RNA polymerase III subunit RPC10-like
Exons: 4
Coding region: 161-493 (110 amino acids)
Biological process (GO): DNA-templated transcription; termination of RNA polymerase III transcription
Cellular component (GO): RNA polymerase III complex
Molecular function (GO): DNA-directed RNA polymerase activity; nucleic acid binding; zinc ion binding
Source: RefSeq, a predicted model, not a curated record
GGUGACUAGGAGUUUUUUGUGUGCAUUAGACUCUUGUUAAACUCCCCUGCUAAACCCUAGUUUCUCAUCAAUCUAAAGGAGAAACUAGGGUUACGGAAAGCUUGCGCAAAUCAGAAUCGUACUCAGCUGUUUGUUGUUAGAGAGUGGAAGCAGUAAAAGAAUGGAGUUUUGUCCAACUUGUGGGAAUAUGUUAAAGUUUGAUCCUGCAACUGUUGGAUUUAAAGCUAGCCUUCGUUGCCCUACUUGUCCCUAUGUUGCACAAAUAGGAACCAAUGUAAAGCUCAAGAAAAGACAACCUCUUGUGAAGAAACAGAUUGAACCUAUUUUCAGUGGUGCACAUGCUAUGGCAGUGGCCCCCAAAACACAAGCACAAUGUCCCAGUUGCAGGCAUGGGGAGGCCUAUUUUCAGGAGUUCCAGACUCGGUCUGCUGAUGAGCCCAUGACAAGGUUUUAUGAGUGCUGCAAUUGCUCUAGGCAUUGGCGCGAAGACUGAACAUUACCGGGGUCGAUGGGAAUUGUUAAUUUGGUGUGGCGGCACUUCGCCCCGCUCUCUUGGCCCAGAUGUAUUGGAACAUUCUUAAAUAUUUUUCAUGAUAGGAAAGUUUCACUCAUUGAUAAUCUAUAGGUUUUAUCUAUUUUCUACUUUCUACCCAUGUGCCACCUUGAAUUCCUAUAUAUCCUAAAUACUUCCUUUUUGACUUUA